Molecule: messenger RNA, 910 nt
Organism: Paramecium pentaurelia
Lineage: Eukaryota; Ciliophora; Oligohymenophorea; Peniculida; Parameciidae
Source: the annotation of a GenBank genome assembly
AUGAAUUAUUCUGCACUGGCUAAGGAAGUUUUUGAAUUACAGAAUAAAGUACGAUAAGACCCAUCCCUAAUGAUUCCAGUUCUAGAAAAUAGGCUUAAAUACUUCAAAGAUAAGAUCCUACACUUACCAGGAACUUAGGCUACAAAUACAAAAGAAGGUGCAAAUUCUGUUCAAGGUAGUUCAAGUAUCUUAACAUAGAAUGCAUUGAUUUUCUGAAAAAACAAAAACCUGUUGGGCCCUUGGUUUAUGAAAAAGGAUUGGAAGAAGCAGCUAGGGAUCAUGCGGAAGAUCUAGGUAAUACAGAAUAUGAUUGUAGGAACUAAUGGUAUGACUGGACAUGAGGGAAGUGAUCAUUCAACUACAAAACAAAGAAUAGAAAGACAUGGUUCAUGGAAACCAGGCACUAUUGGAGAGAAUAUAAGUUUUGGAAAAUCCACAGCUGAAGAUAGUAAAAUUAUAAGUUUUAGAAUUUUAGUUGUAAUCUAAUUGAUUGUAGAUGAUGGUGUUCCAAGUAGAGGACAUAGAUCUAAUUUCUUUGAGCCUGCUUAUAAAUAAGUAGGUAUUUUUGGAGCUCCUCACAAGGCCUUUAAAUAUGUAUUUGUUUUUGAUUUUGCCUCAAAAUUUUCAUAAGGAGGUAAAUAAGAAUAGGAUGGAGAUCAAGAAAAAGAUAAAAAAAAGAAAUAAUAAGAGAAAAAAGUAGAAAAAUAGAAAGAUGAUGAUGAUGAUGAUGAUGAAAAAAAAGAUGGAGGAAAGGAAAAAUUGAUUCCAGGGGCAAAGAAGGUUUAAAAGAAAGUUAAAACUAUAACCAAAGGUGGUAAAAAACAUAUUAUAACCACUAAAAUUUAUACUAUGAAUGAUGGUACAACAAAAGAAGAAGUCACUGAGAAAGUGGAAGAUGCAUGAUUAUUGU